AUGGACAUGAAGGAGAGGAGUCUGGUGGAGGACUUUGUGAAAUGGUGCAGGUCGAACCAUCUACAGCUGAACACCUCCAAGACCAAAGAAAAUGGUUGUGGACUCCCGGAGGACCGAUUGGCAUUCCGCCGUUUUUUCUCCCCCCUGUCACAAACACGAUCAUCUUUUGUUGUCGCCGGUGAAUCGCGGAGGCUUCUGCGGUGGGAACGACCCGCGGAGGAGGUCGGUGUGUGUCCGGAGGAGCGGGGCAGGGGAGCCGUUGUGAGGUGUGUUGUGGCCGGAGCCGUCAUCAUUGCGUCGGAGUGGAGUUGCCGUGGCAGCCCUGACGGGGCGCAGGAGGAGGGUGCCGAUGGAGAGGGACUGCCUGAUGGGGCAGACCGUGCAUUGGACGGCGACCCUGAGGGAGUAUGGAGUCCAGACAUCGAGCAGAGCUUUCAGGAAGCUCUGGCCAUCUACCCUCCCUGCGGCAGGAGGAAGAUCAUACUGUCAGAUGAGGGGAAGAUGUAUGGUCGAAAUGAGCUGAUAGCUCGUUAUAUUAAGCUACGAACAGGGAAGACACGCACACGCAAACAGGUGUCUAGUCACAUUCAGGUUCUGGCACGCAAGAGGGUACGAGAAUACCAGGCGAGCAUCAAGGUCUCUAGUCACCUGCAAGUUUUGGCCAAGAGAAAGUCUCGUGAGAUUCAGUCUAAGCUGAAGGCCAUGAACUUGGACCAGGUUUCCAAAGACAAGGCUCUGCAGACAGUAGCCAACCUCUCAUCAGCUCAGAUUGUGUCUGCGAGUGUAAUGAAACCCCAGACUCCCUUUCCUCCACCAGUCAGAUUUUGGCCCGGCCCUAUGCCAGGACAGCCUGGACAUUCUCAGGACAUUAAGCCCUUUGCACAGCCGCCAUACACUACACUACCAGCCCCUGUCCCAGCUCCAAUCAGUUAUGAGCCCCUACCGCCACAUCGCCCUGCAGCUAUAGCAGCGCCUGUAUGGCAAGACAGAACCAUCGCCUCUGCAAAACUACGGCUACUGGAGUUCUCUGCUUUUAUGGAGACGCAGAGAGACAGAGAGGCGUAUAAACACCUUUUCGUGCACAUUGGCCCAUCGAACCCGAGCUACAACGACCCUGUGUUGGAGUCCAUAGACGUGAGGCAGAUUUACGACAAGUUCUCUGAGAAGAAGGGCGGCCUAAAGGAGCUGUAUGAAAAAGGGCCGCACAAUGCGUUCUUCCUCGUCAAGUUCUGGGCGGAUCUGAGCAGUGACAUCGAGGAGGGCUCUAGUGCUUUCUACGGUGUGAGCAGUCAGUACAGCGGAACAGAAAACAUCACUAUCAGCGUCUCGACAAAGGUCUGCUCCUUUGGUAAACAGGUGGUGGAGAAGGUUGAGACGGAAUAUGCACAUCUGGAAGGAGGAAAGUACGUGUUCCGCAUCCAUCGGUCGCCCAUGUGUGAAUACAUGAUCAACUUCAUCCAUAAACUCAAACACCUGCCGGAGAAAUACAUGAUGAACAGUGUACUGGAGAACUUCACCAUCCUACAGGUGGUGUCCAACAGAGAAACACAGGAGACUCUGCUGUGCAUCGCCUUUGUGUUUGAAGUGUCCACCAGUGAACAUGGAGCGCAGUACCAUGUUUAUAGACUAGUUAACGACUAGCAGCACGUCUCGUGCAUGCAGAGACUCUCCACAGACUUUUUUAAUUACAUAGAGUAUAAACACUAUUUCCAGCUCAAACACACAGAAACCCCACUCCUCUACUCUAAACACAGACCAACAGUCCCACUGUAGUCACACCUGUUGUUCAAUGUAAAUGUAUUUCUUCAGUAUCCCAUGACUUAAAGGUCCCAUAUUGUAGCAAGUGACAUUUUCAUGAUAGUUUUUAUUAUGAAGCUGGUUGGAGUGCUGUAUAAAUACUGUGAAAGUAUCAAAGCACUCAGGUCAUGGAGAAAUGUGCACAGCCUGUGUUCUGAAAACUGCCUUAAAAUAAGCCGUCAGGACUCCUGUAACUUUAUAAUGUCACAACGACAUAAACCACUCCUCUCAGCCUUGCCCCCAGCACCAGUUUAGUCUGGUUUAGAUGGCUUGUUGGGUUCAUUUACAUUUUACCUGUAAGUCUUACCAAGCGUUGGCAAUAGGCUGCAAAGACCAUCUGUGAGUCACCGAGCUGUUGUUGGUGCUCCAGAGGGGAGCGGGAGAGAAGAGAUUUUAAACUACAUUAAGACGGUUUCUGAUAUAUCUUCUUAUGGAAAUCAUAACUAAAAGUAUUGUGUAAAGUAAGUAUAACAUAUGGGACCUUUCAAACAAUUGAUUAUUUGUGGAUUUCAAAACAAAACCUUUUCUUUAUCAUGAAGCAUUUUAUUGUUAUCCAGUGUAAUUAUUUAAUCACAGAAACCUCUGUGCACAACGUCAGGUUCAAAAUAUCACAGUUUUUAAUGACAAGUUUAAGUCACUAAAAACAAACACUAAUAUGGCACUCCGUAGAGUGUAUACCGCAGCCACGGUCAAAUAGUCCUAUGUCUAGCUCUUAUAAUAGAGGAAUAAGAGAAAAUACGACGUAGUCUGGUCAUCUGCACCAAAAUGUACCGAUUUCCUGGCCUGUCCUCCAUCCCUCCACCAAGUUUUGUGCAAAUGAGUUCAAUGCUUUUUGCGGAAUCCUGCUAACAAAUAAACACACACCUGUAAACACUAGAAUGGAACUCAGUAGAAUGCUGCUAAAGCUCAUUAAUCCUCUUAAAUUCAAUCAAGCCGCAUAGAUAUCAGUUCUCUAAAUAUGUCAGAUUUUAUUUCAUCAAGAUCCGUUAAUUAUUCCCUCGGAAAUCUAUGAAAAAAAUAACAAAACACCUAUCUCCAGCCAAGUUUCCUGGAAGUCAGUUGAGUAGUUUGUUGCAUAAUCCUGCUGACGGACAGGGGUGACAACAUAACCUCCUUGAUGGAGGCGCAGAAACCAGCAAACUAUAUUAAAUCAAGUUUAAUAUGGGAUAUCCUGAAAUUGUAUACAAUCAGUAUGUACCUGUGACCUUUUUCAUGCACAUGCAUUUACGUCAUGGGUGUGACAGAUGUGAGACCAGUUUGAAUAUAGGUUGUGCAAAUCAUGUAGCCAGUGUUAAUGUAAACUAUGCCACAGUGACUUUCUUCUACUGUUCAUAUCGUCUCUGUACAGUAGGAAAUGAUUGAGCCUAUAACGGUGCAUCUUCUAUCACUGCUUAUAGUGGAGUCGUGAUCUUCAGUUUGUAUAAUCAAAGGGUCACAUGACACAAAGUAAGAGUGUGCCUCUUAGGAUAUAAUGCACUACACAAGUCGUAUUUAUAUUAAAACACAGUGUCGGAGUGUGAAGAGGGCGUUUAAAAGGUUUCCAGUGGUACUCGGUGUGGAGGGAAAGAUUGUGAUCAAAUGUAAAGGAGGUGUUUUUAAAGUUCGGCUCACUUAUCUUUUUGGAAAAGUUCACAAACUGUUUCAAAUUCAGUUCACACUUGGGUGUCAGCUGCACUUUGAAUGACAGAAUCGACCCUUACUGUUCACGGACCCGACACUGGUUUCUCCGGCUGUGUGGGCUCGCUGCAGUAUUUCUACCUCCACGUGAGUUGGGAUGAGAAUGUGCUUUGGUUUCAUAUAAAGCCUUAACCAGAGGAGCACUGAUGUAUAGGAUGUGUACACUACAUUUGUAAUGGUACUGUUUUAUAAGCCAAAACACGGUAAAUAGACUUGUUUUUGUAAAGAUGAACUGCCGUUGUUUUUUUUUUUACCAGAACAGCUAGAAGUGUUAAACUUAACAUCAUGAUGGGUGUUUCAGUUUUUUUUCUUUUUUUUUUUUGGAUGUAUGCAAAAUGAUGUCUGGAACACACUAAGGUUAUCUACGGUGCACUGGGGUUUUUGCCUGUUAACACUAACAAACUAUCCAGCUGACACUUUUUUUUUCUUUUGUUCUAUGUAAUAUUUUCGAUAUUCUUUUUUUUUUUUGGUACACGACUACCAGCAAUUUUUAUUUUGUUGUGAAUCUUAUUUGACACUUUCACGCCCCCUCCUGACAGGAUCAUGUUUAUCCAUGUAUGAUUUGACUCUGUAUCACGAAACUAAGAUUCAGUUUUAAGCAAGAUCAUCUAACAUUCACUGUGUGGUCGGCCAAACGUGUUUUUAUGUUUUAGGAGUUGUAUUUCUUUCCUGUCUGUGUAUUUUGGUUGGCCGUGCCUCAUCACUCCUUUGGUCAAGUCUGCUCAGUGAAUGAAAUCUGUGCCUUUAUGCUGUACCAAUAAAAUCACAUGGUGUUUGCAGAA
This is a messenger RNA of Hippoglossus stenolepis (Pacific halibut), 4256 nucleotides long. It is a transcript of the gene tead3a, whose product is annotated as TEA domain family member 3 a. NCBI's taxonomy places the organism in Eukaryota, Metazoa, Chordata, Actinopteri, Pleuronectiformes, Pleuronectidae. Gene Ontology annotation, biological process: hippo signaling; embryonic organ development; regulation of transcription by RNA polymerase II. The transcript is spliced from 15 exons. Gene Ontology annotation, cellular component: transcription regulator complex. Gene Ontology annotation, molecular function: DNA-binding transcription factor activity, RNA polymerase II-specific; RNA polymerase II cis-regulatory region sequence-specific DNA binding. Bases 1 to 1641 code for a protein of 546 amino acids. The record is from RefSeq and is a predicted model, not a curated record.